GCCUGCAGAGCUCGGCAGCUUAACACAAACAAACAGAGUAAAAAGACAAAUCAUCGCCGAAAAAAGAUGCCCCGGGACUGGACAUCGUCUGCUCAUCACUACAGAAGCCCAACAAUACAAACAUCCUACCAAGAUGUCUGCAGCCGAUAGGGUUCCGUCUCCCCCGGAGGCUGCGACGGAGUCUUCUGUCCAAGGCCCGGAUCUGGAGUUUUCCCAUAAUCAAACCCCAGACGAAGAGAAUGAAGCUAUUGAGAGCACGAUGCCCCCUUUCGAGCCAUUGUUCACUCUCCUAACCAACUCAACUACAAAUACUACUGUGCAUCCUCGCAUCCACUACGUAUUCUCCGAUGACGACCCUUCAAUCCUUGCAGCUGGUGCUCAAGACCCGUCGCACCGACCUCUUGUCGUAGAUCUCGCGCCAGCUCCCGAAGGCGAGUCCAACCGCUGGGCUGUAUCUUGGGCCGCCAGUCUAACGCCCGAUUUCGCCGUGACAAACUCAAGCGUAGCUGUCCAGCAGAGCGAGGGUGAAGAGAACGGAGGUGCUGGCGCUUUAAUGCUCCGUGUUGAAGGCAUCGAGCGCGAGCCCGUCGAAAUGCGACCCGAGUCCCUACCUAGCUCGGGCAGUGGCGCCAUAGGAGGGGAGGACGUCGAUGUCUUAGCGGAAGAGUUCCGCAGACGUAUGGGAGUGCUAAAGAAGGUGGUUGAUGAGGCUGAAAAGAGGCGUUUGGUAAUGGGACAGGAUGAAGACAUUCACGAUGCAGAAGACUAUGAUGGUGCACCUGAUGAAGCGGUGGUAGACUACGAUGAUGACAAGGGGAAGCCGAAAGCGAAAGCAGAGAAUGAUUGAUAGGAACUCACUCGAGAAGUUCCGUUUACUCUGAUGAUUUUGAGAUUAUGUAUCGGUAAAGACCGAAAUGUGCCAUUAAUAGUGAUUGUGAUUCUACAAGACCAAGACUUUUGAACUUCGGUAUCAACAAUAUAGAUGACCAGGUAGGAAUAUGGUCAUCACACUUUCAGGUGGACCAGGCACCUUUGAAUAUGAGUGAUUACAGCUUGGCGUAUAGGGCUUGUCUGAUACGUAUGGAUAUCGAGCGUGUUAGAUUGUUAAUUAGCGAUUGAAUAUUUGAUCAGUCAAAACAUCACGAUGCAUCAACACAAGUGAGGAAGCGAAAUGUAAUUAAAAGUUCAUACUAUAAACGCCUCAAACUAAUGCAAAGAGAAAAGGAAAUCAAGCGCCAGAAGAGUGGCAGAGUC
This is a messenger RNA of Fusarium verticillioides 7600, 1254 nucleotides long. RefSeq lists its product as hypothetical. The record is from RefSeq and is a predicted model, not a curated record. Bases 134 to 847 code for a protein of 237 amino acids. NCBI's taxonomy places the organism in Eukaryota, Fungi, Ascomycota, Sordariomycetes, Hypocreales, Nectriaceae. The transcript has 2 exons.